AUGCCUCCGAAACAAGCACCGAGCAAAAAGGCGGAGAACAAGCGGAAGGAGAAGGUGAUCGAGGACAAAACGUUCGGUUUGAAGAACAAGAAGGGAAAUAAGAAUCAGAAAUUUGUGGCGCAAAUUGAGAAUCAGGUCCGCAACAACAACACGCGUAUGGACUUGGUCCGGCAGCAGGAGGCCGCCAAGAAGAAAGAGAAGGACGAGCUGUUGGACAUUCAGAAUCUUCUGAAGCCUGUGGAGCAGAAAGUUGCGAAGGAUGUCGAUCCAAAGUCGCUUCUCUGCGUUUUCUUCAAGCAAGGAUUGUGUGGAAAGGGGGCAAAGUGCAAAUUCAGUCACGAUUUGGCUGUGGCUCAGAAGACGGCCAAGAAGAAUUUGUAUGCAGACAGCAGAGAGGUUGAGAAGGAUGAAACUAACGAGAAUUGGGACAAGGAGAAGCUGGAUGAGGUGGUGAACAAGAAGAACAAAGGAGGACAUGUUAUCGAUAUUGUGUGCAAAUACUUCCUGGAAGCCGUCGAAAACAACAAGUACGGAUGGUUCUGGGAGUGUCCAAACGGUGGUGACAAGUGCCAAUAUCGUCAUUGUCUGCCAGAAGGAUACGUGCUGAAGAAGGACCGAAAAGCGAUGGAAGCACAGAAAGAGGAUGAGAUUAGUAUUGAGGAGUUGGUUGAGAAGGAGCGAGCCGCACUGAACUCGAAGGACCUCACAAAACUGACACUUCAAACGUUCGUCGCAUGGAAGAAGAAGAAGCUGAAGGAGAGAAAAGAGAAGGAGGAGGCGGAUUUGAAGGCGAAAAAAGAGAAAAUCAAGUCUGGAAAACAUAACGGAAUGUCGGGACGUGAUUUGUUCCUGUUCGACGCGAAUCUCAUCAACAACGACGACGACGAAGCCGGAGAUAUUGAGAUGGAGAAGGAGGAGGUUGAUGAAAACGAGAAGGUGUUCGAAAUCGACGCCAACUUCUUCAAAUUCGACGGAAUGGACGACGAGCUGACGAAUCAGAUGAGCAAUUCCACGGCCGCUGUUUCCUCGGUCGCUGGAGCCGUCGCCAAGAUGGACAUCAACGAGGACCUAUUCGACAUUGACGAAGACGUUGGAGACCUUGAUUCGGAUUCUGAUGAGGAUUAG
Caenorhabditis briggsae is the source of this 1125-nucleotide messenger RNA. Lineage: Eukaryota; Metazoa; Nematoda; Chromadorea; Rhabditida; Rhabditidae. Gene Ontology annotation, biological process: cytoplasmic translation. The coding region runs from base 1 to 1125 and encodes 374 amino acids. The record is from RefSeq and is a predicted model, not a curated record. Gene Ontology annotation, molecular function: mRNA binding; metal ion binding. Gene Ontology annotation, cellular component: cytosol. The transcript has 8 exons.